UUCUCCUCGCUGCCUCUGUGCAUGUUUUCCUCCGUGCCAGGGUUAUUUUUGAAUAGCGUUCGGCUUCCUGCUCAGACUGAAGUCUACAAGCCGCAGCAUCCCUAUUUUGUUGUUUUCGGGAUUUGCCAGCUCUGAGAUCCAUAAAAGCUUGCUGCAAUGUUCUCUUCUUCUCCUCUCUCACAGUUUCAUUGCAAGCUCUUUGCAAAAAUGGGGGACGACAGACCUUUUGUGUGUAACGCUCCCGGUUGUGGACAGAGGUUUACCAAUGAGGACCACUUGGCUGUACACAAACACAAGCAUGAGAUGACACUGAAGUUUGGACCAGCCAGGACUGACUCUGUUAUAAUUGCAGAUCAAACACCUACCCCCACUCGUUUUCUUAAGAACUGUGAGGAAGUCGGUCUGUUUAACGAACUCGCCAGCUCCUUCGAGCAAGAUGACGAAGACAAGAAGGCGAAGAACUCUCUUCCUGCGGCCAACUCUGUGGCUUUAGACAUGAGCCUGCAGACGUCAUCAGAUGUGAAGGUGAAACGGGAGUCACCUGUGGAAGUCGACUCCUCACCUCCAGGCAGCCCUGAAUCGAUAUCUGGGAAGUCGGACAGCAACCAGGAGCCAGUGGUUAGAGGAAAGGACACACCACCUAGGAGUUCAGCUCCCACUCCAACUAUUGUCCGCCCAGGUUCUCUUCCACUACACUUGGGCUUUGAUGCCCUUCACCCCACCAUGCCAUCACCCACCUCCGUCAUCACACAGGCUCCGCCUUCAAAUCGCACCUUGGGUUCACCAACUAGCCAUUACCCAAUGAUGAUGCUUCCCACUGGUCAGGCUGUGCCUGUGCUCCCUGGUCCUGUCCAGAUACCCUCUGUCAUUAAUCUGGCUCGACCCAUGUGUAUGGUACCCAACAUUCCUGGAAUCCCUGGUCCUCCUCUGGGAGGCAGCAGCAGCGGCUCCAACUCCCCCUCUGGCUACAGCAUCCACUCAGAGGCCAAGAUGCGCUUGAAAGCAGCGCUGUCGCAGCAGAGCCCGUCAGGUCAGAACUUGGGAUCUAUGGUGAUGGGCAGCAGCCCCAUGGUUCCUCAGAAGGCAGAGCAGAGCCAGCUGCUUGUCCAGCAUCCGGACGCCCCUUCGCCUGCACAGCCUCAGGUAUCUCCAGCACAGCCUACAGGUGGGCGUCGACGGCGGACGGCAGACGAUGACCCAGAUGAGCGACGGCAACGCUUCCUGGAGAGGAAUAGGGCGGCGGCAUCGCGCUGCAGACAGAAGCGCAAACUGUGGGUCAGUUCUCUGGAGAAGAAGGCCGAGGAGCUCAGCUCUCUCAACGUCUCGCUGUCGAAUGAGGUUUCUCUGCUGCGAAACGAAGUGGCACAUUUGAAGCAGCUGCUGCUCGCCCACAAGGACUGCCCUGUCACCACCCUACAAAAGAAAACUGCUUACUUAGCUGCAGAAGAGAGCCUAAAGGAAACCUCUGAACCUACAGGGUCCCCGGCUCCAGUGAUUCAGCACAGCUCUUUGGCUCCCAGCCCCUCUGCGAUUCAUAACGGCCUGAGCACGAGAGCCGCAGCCGAGGCCAUGGCCAUGUCGGUGCUAGCAGGAAUGGGUCAGCAGCACCAGAGGGUCGAGGGUGGACCCUCGCACAUUAUCAUGGCUGCACAGUCUCAGUCUGCUGCCAGAUGAUGAGCAGCGCCACCACUGGCCCAGGCUUGGCUCGCCACCCAGGGGUAGAAAAGACUCCCACCAUCCACAGCCUUUAGGUCCAAAUUUCACAUCUCCCGCUACCCUCUCUCCACGUCUCCUCUUUUGAUCCUCCUGUGGAGCCAUCAAGCUGUGGCCUGGAGCUCAGCAGCAGCUGCAUCCUUCUGGGAACGGACGGAGACUUUUGGGAGAGCUUCCUGUUAACUUUGCCAUAAACUACAGGGGCUGGACUCCGAUAUCCCUUCCUCUUUGCCCGCCUGCUCAUCUCCCCUCACCCUCGGUGAAGAUGACCCUCUCACCAGGCUGCGAGAAAGUGCGUGGAGUAAUCUGCCAUGAUUUUGAACUUCCUAUGUGCACAGUUUCAAACUCACAGGAGUUGCAUAAACAUUGAUCAAAUCAGAUCCAGCACUCAGGACUUUAUGCUGUUUUCAGCUGGGAAUAGUGCCUCGUGCCCCUGGACAUUAAUCACCAUGCUCACAACCCACACACCCA
Xiphophorus maculatus (southern platyfish) is the source of this 2184-nucleotide messenger RNA. It is a transcript of the gene atf7a, whose product is annotated as activating transcription factor 7. Bases 157 to 1674 code for a protein of 505 amino acids. NCBI's taxonomy places the organism in Eukaryota, Metazoa, Chordata, Actinopteri, Cyprinodontiformes, Poeciliidae. Gene Ontology annotation, molecular function: cAMP response element binding; DNA-binding transcription factor activity, RNA polymerase II-specific. The record is from RefSeq and is a predicted model, not a curated record. Gene Ontology annotation, biological process: regulation of transcription by RNA polymerase II. The transcript has 11 exons.